This is a messenger RNA of Sparassis crispa, 945 nucleotides long. RefSeq lists its product with no specific name. The coding region runs from base 1 to 945 and encodes 314 amino acids. The transcript has a single exon. The record is from RefSeq and is a predicted model, not a curated record. NCBI's taxonomy places the organism in Eukaryota, Fungi, Basidiomycota, Agaricomycetes, Polyporales, Sparassidaceae.
AUGCAUUCAUCUCGCCUCGUCUUUGCAGACCUCCCCACAGAACUCCUCCGUGACAUCUUCGAGCAUGCUGCCGACCUCGACCGCCCCACCGCGCUCUCCCUCGUGCUCGUCUCGUCCCCCGUCCGCCGUUGGACAGAGCCUGCCCUCUACAACACCGUCGUCCUCUCCACUGCCCCCGCCCUGCGCGCAUUCCUCGCAGCCAUCUCCCACAAAUCGCCCGAGUUCGUGCACGCCCGCGUCAAGCACCUCGGCGUCUUCGCCCUCGGCCCCAUCCAGAGCAUCCACCGCGUCCUCCACGCCUGCACCGGCCUGCGCACCCUCGCGUGCGGCUUCUCCCUCCCGGGCUACCAGCGCACGCAGGGCGCCCGCCCCCUCCAUGCCCGCCUCUCGCGCGAACAGCACUUCCUCGGUCUCUCCUGCCGCGACGGCUGGGACACCGCCCUCGUCGGGCCCUCCGUCACCCACCUCCGCAUCCACCUCACCGCCCCUGACUCCUGCAGCCCUGACGCGCCCCUCGGGCUCGCACGCGCCGCGGCACACGAAGACGCCUCCACCUGGGAGCGCUUCGCCCGCCUCGCCGCCCUCACGCACCUCGCCGUCGUCCACGCGGUGAGCCCGUCCACGCCUGCGACGGCCCUCCUCCCCAUGCUCCACCGCCUGCUCGCCCCGCCCUCCUCCCCCGCUGGCGCAGCAGGCCCGCCGAACCUGCAGCUCGUCCUCGUGCAAGUCAUCGGAGGCGCGUGCGACGCGUCUGCCGCGCACGCAUCUACCGCGGCGCUCAAUGCCGCGGCGAUCGCGGCGGGCGGGCCCGCGCUGCGCAUCGUCGCCGAGUGCGCGCCGCUGUCGGUCGUGCGCCAGUGGGAGGACGCCGCGCGCGGGGGCCCGGGCGUGUGGGAGGCCGCGGAGGGCGUCGUCCGCGCGCGGCUUGCGGCUGCGCGGGCGUGA